CGCCAGGCGGACGCGCAGUACGAUUCAGCAGUCAGUCCUGCUUGAAGCAUCCUUCCCACCGGCCCCCGCCACAAGCAAGCCGCCAGCCCUCUGAGCAUUAGAUCCCCCCUCCCCCACGUCGGGCGAUGCCUUGCGUCACGUCACGUCACGACACGCACGACACGACACGACACUACGCUGCCUCUCCUGUGGCGUGUUCCUGACCCUGUCGCGUUGCCCGCCGGGCUCCUGUGGUUGACACUGGUCCUUUAGCCAGGGCGCAUCCUUGCGCUGGGGGGGUUCCAGGAGAAAUUUGUGGUGCAGCGUUUUCUCGCUUUUUUUUUCAUGUUGCCUAUUUCUGAUUUCCCGCACACCUACUGUUACCUACUAUCCACCCCCUAGGCUGGGCUGGGCUGGGCUGGGCUGGCCACUGGGGCGUCCGCAAGCCAGUGGUCCCGCCCCCCCAAAUACCGUGCCGCUGCCCUGUCCCGGCGGUUCUCUGGGUCCUCCCCACCGGCUGGCGCCCCCCAAAAGUUGCGUCCAUGGCGCCGAUCCCAAGACGGGCGGCGGUACCCUUGGUUUGGCCCCGACACCCAGCAGGUCCAUAUUUCGCCUUUUGCAAACCUCCAAAGCAGAGCAGAACAUUGCGCCACGGCCACGACCUGCCUGCAGUCUCAUUUCCUUUCCUUGUUCCCCAGAGCGGUUUGGCUUGGUCAUGACACGCCCGAUCCCAUUACGACGCGACUAACAAAGCUACCUGUGUAUUUGAAGAUCGCGCACGCUUCGGCCACUCUGCGCCCUGUUCGUUGGGAGGCUCCCGACUCCCGAUAGAGAACAAUCCAGUCCCGCUGAUUUCCUGCCUCCGUGACUUUGAGACAACGGUUUGACCGUCUCCGCGUCCCAACUGAGCAGCCAUCAGACCCGGAGGCACGCGGCGUUGGGUUAUGGAUCUUACGAACAUGCUGAAUAAGAAAGGCGGUUCAGUCUCGCAGCAGCAACUUCCCGAGACCCAAGACGACUAUCAACUUCACCAACUUCCCUUCGUCAAGCAAGAGCCCGAAAUGGAGCGUUCCGUCUCACCUCACAUGUCAGAACACUCGUCGUACUCGACGCCGCACAGCCUGUCGCGCUCGUACGGCUCACCAUCAGCUAUGCAAGCGUCCAUGCACAUGCCGACGUCGAUGGCCAACGCCAUGACGAUGUCUGCGUACCCGGAGAUGUCUGGAGGCAUGGCCGGUGUCUCGAGCCUGGCCAUGCACCAGAUGGGUCAUCCUAACCAGCCGCCGCCUCCGCCUGUCAAGGCCUACCCAUGUAGCACAUGUGGCAAGGGCUUCGCACGACGGAGCGACCUAGCGCGUCACGAGCGAAUUCAUACGGGAGUCCGACCUCACGUCUGCGACCACCCAGGCUGCGGCAAGAUGUUCAUCCAGCGAUCAGCCCUGACCGUUCACCAACGCGUCCACACUGGCGAGAAGCCACACCACUGCGAAACCUGCGCGAAGCCGUUCAGCGACAGCAGCUCUCUGGCUCGGCAUCGGCGAACACACUCUGGAAAGCGGCCGUACAAGUGCCCCUACGCCGAUUGCCAAAAGACGUUUACUCGUCGCACCACGCUCACCCGCCACCAAAACCACCACAGCGGCACAAUCGAGGAAGCCGCCGCGGCAACUGCGGCCGCCCUGGCAGCGUCCAAAGCCAAGCAUGUGUCGCAGGCUCGGUCCGACGGCGACCACCUUUCCAACCAUGGCUCGCCCAUGACGACGCCCUCUCCCGCGCAUAGGCCAAUGUCCAUGUCGCCAAGCUUGGACAUGUCCGGGUCUGGGGGAAUGAAUCGCCAUCCCGGCGACUUCUCGCAGUACAUGCAGCAGAAUGGGCCGCUGCCGCCUCACCUGCGCGUCGGCAGCCCUGGGUCAGGGGCUCCUGCCGGAGCCUACAACACCAACGGGAUGCGUCCGACCUCGCACCCAACCGGCUACGGACCGCCGCCGACCUUGGAGCCUAGCCUGGAGCAACAUCAGGCAGCGAACGGGAGCAACGGCGGCAGCCCUCACAUGUCGAACGUGGGAUGGCAGCCCUCGUCGCACGUGCCGUCGCCGUCACACAACGCUGCCAACUACGUUUAUCCGGAGCCGGACAACUACCCGCAGAACGCGGCCAUGGGCCAGAUGUACUACGGCGCACCACACCACCACCAGCUACGCCGGCCGCAGGGCGCGGACUCUGGCUUGGUACACAUGGCUUAGUCGGGCAUGUUGGCAUUGGCAGACGACGACGAUGACGAUGGGGAUGACGACGAAAACGACGACGAAGCCGCCACCUGCCGACUCUCAGGGGCUUAAAUUAGCCGGCUGAUACCCCCGUGUCUUUUCUGCGACAAGCCUGUUAGAAGCGAGCAAUAAUGAGGCCCUGGAUCGGGGGCAUACCUGCGGCGGCUGCGGUAAUGGACGGGAGAGCGCGAGGCGUUGCGCAUAUCCCAUUGGCAGUCUCGGCAACAAUACUUUGCCAGAUGCCUACGUGGCACGCCGAGAUGGACGGCGGUCCAUCGCCAGCCCCGAUCUACAGGCGAAAACAUGUGGUGUCUUUUUGAUUUUGGUAUUCGUCUUCCCGUUUGUCUUUUUGCUGCGGAUUUUCUCCUUGUUUUCGCCGAGUGGCUUUCCUUUGUUGAGACCGAUCAUAGACAGGCGAUGCGGAGACCUGACGACUACGAAGCAUUUAUUCUGACUUUCCAUUUUCCUACUGCGAGGAGCUGGUUGACGGCUAGAAGGAGUUUGCUGGGACGAUGCAUGGGCGCCCGGGGCCUGGGCAUGAAAGCAAGGGAUGCCUCUCGCGAACGGGGUAAUCGUGCUCGGGACGGGCAAAUGGACAAGACUCGCGGCUCGAUUCGCCGCGGAAGUGUAGAAGGGGACUGCGAGACGAGGCGAGGGGCGUGGACAUGGUUCGGACGCAUGGCCGCUGGCAGGGUUCGUGGGGAUAGACGCAAGGGCAAGCCAGUUGCCCGGCGACACUCUGUCAUUUAUUGAGCACGGGACAAGGGAA
Messenger RNA from Purpureocillium takamizusanense, 3015 nucleotides. RefSeq lists its product as uncharacterized. Lineage: Eukaryota; Fungi; Ascomycota; Sordariomycetes; Hypocreales; Ophiocordycipitaceae. The record is from RefSeq and is a predicted model, not a curated record. The coding region runs from base 924 to 2222 and encodes 432 amino acids. Gene Ontology annotation, molecular function: RNA polymerase II cis-regulatory region sequence-specific DNA binding; DNA-binding transcription factor activity, RNA polymerase II-specific. Gene Ontology annotation, cellular component: transcription regulator complex; PcG protein complex. The transcript has 5 exons. Gene Ontology annotation, biological process: regulation of transcription by RNA polymerase II.